AUGCCGAAGGAGUUGGGAUUAGCAGUCAGGUCGGGAAAUCUGGGCAAAGCUCUCUUGCUUAGUAUAUGGAGGUGGACCUGGAUCAACCCUAAGAGCGUCAUCAGUGAGAUUGUGAACCAGGGGAAAUCGAUCGAAAAUUUUAGCAAAGCCAAUCGAAGAGGAUCGCCAGAUGGACAAGCCCCUGGGGACCACUUUGAACUCGAUUUCGAAUUUUUGGGCACAAACGGGACAGUGCAAACAAAUGUAUACGACAACGAUGGUGGCCACAGAGAACAAAGUUUUAAGCUUUGGUUUCUUGUGGAUAAUAUUCCAAUUAGAGUGUUUAAGAAUUUGUCGGACAGUGGAAUACCUUACCCGACCAGGCCCAUGCACAUCGAAGCAAGUAUAUGGGAUGCGGAUUGGGCCGGUGCGGUGGACUGGUCUGAAGCCCCAUUCACGGCCGAAUACCAAGAUUUUGGUUUUUGGGCUUGUUCGGGCGACACGUCUGCAUGCGCAUCAGAGCAAUACUUCUGGAACAGGCGCGGAUAUUGGGACCUCAAUGAUCGGCAGAAAAGCACUAUGGAGAUGUACAGAAGAUCGUACAUGAGUUACGAUUAUUGCGGCAACCCCUCAACUAGCAAGCCGGAAUGUUCUAUCAACGCAUAA
This is a messenger RNA of Striga hermonthica, 645 nucleotides long. The record is from the annotation of a GenBank genome assembly. NCBI's taxonomy places the organism in Eukaryota, Viridiplantae, Streptophyta, Magnoliopsida, Lamiales, Orobanchaceae.